Molecule: messenger RNA, 2663 nt
Organism: Aricia agestis (brown argus)
Lineage: Eukaryota; Metazoa; Arthropoda; Insecta; Lepidoptera; Lycaenidae
Gene: Pgant7
Product: N-acetylgalactosaminyltransferase 7
Exons: 6
Coding region: 129-1895 (588 amino acids)
Cellular component (GO): Golgi apparatus
Source: RefSeq, a predicted model, not a curated record
UUCUAGCGAGUCGGUGUGUGUUUUUGCUUUGCUUGGUGUUAAUUUAUUUGGCACAAAUAUUUUAAAAUACUUAAAACGUGUUUAAAGUUUGAUCGUAUGAAAUAAGUGUACAAGAAAAGCUAUCAAAAAUGAGAAUAACAAACGUCCGGUCCGGUAGAAUAAUACGAAUAGGGAGUGCUUGCGCUAUUUUAGUUAUUCUUAUUUAUACUUUAUUCAAUUACUCACGAAGUGAGGCUGUAUCUGGAGAGCUCGGCGAAAGGACCUUCGAUGUCCAUCCCGAACAAUACAAAUCUCACAAAGAUGUAUAUCCGGUCUUAAAAACCGAACUUGGAAACUUUGAACCUAGAAAUAAAAGAUCUGUUAAUGGGCCCGGAGAAGGUGGACGUCCAUAUAACAUGCCACAAGAUCGUGCAAACGAUAUAGCGGAAGCCGAGAGUGAAUAUGGAAUGAACAUAGCUGCAUCUGAUGACAUUGCCAUGAACAGAACAAUACCAGACACGCGUUUAGACGAGUGCAAGUACUGGCAUUACCCCGAAAACCUCCCGUCCACUUCAGUCAUCAUCGUGUUCCACAAUGAAGGGUUUACUGUACUGAUGAGGACAGUCCACACCGUCAUUGACAGAUCUCCACCUAAUAUCCUACACGAAAUUAUACUGGUAGACGACUUUUCUGAUAAAGAAAACCUCAAAGAAAAUCUCGAUAAUUAUAUUAAAAGAUGGAACGGUAAAGUCCGACUGAUCAGGAAUGCGCAGCGAGAGGGUCUCAUCAGAACACGUUCACGAGGAGCUCAAGAAGCGACGGGCGAGGUCAUAGUUUUCCUCGACGCCCAUUGCGAGGUCAAUCUAAACUGGUUACCUCCACUUCUUGCUCCAAUAUACAGGGACUACAGGACGAUGACCGUGCCAGUAAUCGACGGCAUAGACCACAGAACCUUCGAGUACAGACCCGUGUACUCGCACGGAACGAACUACAGGGGUAUAUUCGAGUGGGGUAUGCUGUACAAAGAGAACGAAGUGCCCGAUAGAGAAGCGAGUCUUCACAAACACAGCUCCGAACCCUACAAGAGUCCGACCCACGCCGGCGGACUCUUCGCGAUUAAUAGAAAAUACUUCUUGAAGAUAGGAGCGUACGAUCCCGGUCUACUAGUUUGGGGUGGGGAGAACUUCGAGCUCAGUUUUAAGAUCUGGCAGUGCGGCGGCAGCAUAGAGUGGGUUCCGUGUUCCAGAGUCGGCCACGUGUACCGCGCAUUCAUGCCCUACUCCUUCGGAAACCUCGCGAAGAACCGCAAGGGUUCUCUCAUAACCAUCAACUACAAACGCGUGAUUGAGACGUGGUUCGACGAGGAACAUAAGGAGUACUUCUACACCCGCGAGCCGAUGGCGCGAUUCCUGGACAUGGGUGAUAUUAGCGAGCAGGUGGCCUUGAAAGAGAAAUUGCAGUGUAAGAGCUUCGGCUGGUUUAUGGAGAACGUCGCUUACGAUGUAUACGACAAGUUCCCGAAGCUACCCAAGAAUAUUCACUGGGGUAUGGUGAAGAAUAAGGCGAGCGGGCUCUGUAUGGACACUAUGGGCAAAGCCGCGCCCUCUUACAUAGGUACGUCGGCGUGUCACGGCGCGGGCAACAACCAGCUGUUCCGGCUGAACGAGGCGGGGCAGCUGGGCGUGGGCGAGCGCUGCGUCGAGGCCGACAACGACUCCGUCAAACAGGCCAUCUGCAGGCUCGGCACCGUUGACGGCCCGUGGAGUUACGACGAAGAUCUCAAUCAACUGAUACACAGGCUGCACAGCUUUUGUCUGACGCUGCAACCGCACUCCAAGACCCUCGCUCUAGCGCCAUGCGACCCCAACAACACGUACCAGAAAUGGACGAUAACACACAAAAAGCCCAACUGGUGAAAAUAGUUUAUAGUACUCUAGCAUUUAUUACUCUUAAAAGACAACUGGUGUGAAUCCUAUAAAUGCUAUUACUCAAACUGGUUACAAAAAUUUCUUCUACUUAACUAAGUGUGGCUAGUAGUUAAUGAUAGAAUAUUGCAUAUUUUAUCGAUUUAUCGUAACUUUUAAUGCAACUACAAAAUGAAAGAUCAAAGAUGGUAUAAAGCUGAUCGCACAAUCGUCACGCGAUACGCACCGAACGCGCCGCAUAGUUCACGAUAUGCGACGCGUUCGGUGCGGAGUGCGUACGAAUGUGUGAGGUUUCACAUCAUUUCAUACAACGAAUUCUAAAAUGAAUGAAUAAACGUGCGUGCUGAUAAAUGUACGAUCACCUUUAGUCAAUUUUAAAUCAAGUAACUGUCACAAACACUAAUACACAAAUAUUACAUUUUUAAUUAUUAUUUGAAACAAUGAAAUCGACAUUAGAUUCACACCAGUAACUCAAAUAACGCCGCGUAAAGUUUUAAAACUGCCUUAGCUCGUAGAAUAUUUUUGUAUUAUAAAUUAUAAUAUAAAAACUAACAAGGUUUUAUUUGUAUAAAUUCGAUAUUAAGUUUUAGGUAUGGUAUGUAAUAUGUAUAUUGAAAUUGGUAAAGUAUUUUUUGUUCUAUGUAUGGUAUUUUUGUUAUCUAAUAGACGUUAUGUGUACCUUUUAAGGAUUAGAUAAAAUUGUAAAUCAAAUUUUAAUUGAUGAUAUCGCAAUCGCAUUGAUAUACAAUAUUCAUUAUG